Messenger RNA from Aaosphaeria arxii CBS 175.79, 1310 nucleotides. RefSeq names its product NAD(P)-binding protein. The coding region runs from base 239 to 1141 and encodes 300 amino acids. The transcript has 2 exons. Lineage: Eukaryota; Fungi; Ascomycota; Dothideomycetes; Pleosporales. Gene Ontology annotation, molecular function: oxidoreductase activity, acting on the CH-OH group of donors, NAD or NADP as acceptor. The record is from RefSeq and is a predicted model, not a curated record.
AGAUUUCUUAUAGUGGAGGAAGUGGUGGGCUGGUGGGGUUGGACGUCAUACCUUGAGCUUUCGGAUUUUUGUUAUAGCUCCACUACAACAACACGUACUUGAAGCCUAUUAAUUGUCGACAUUUAAGGGUUUGAGAUUGCUCUCAGAUACUCUCAUUAUUCAAACCCGCCAUUGUCCGUCUUCAUCAAUACUUUUAUACCCAAUUUAUAUUCUUUCAAGCUCAUCUACAACGCCCAAAAUGCCCGAUGCUCCAGAAGACCGCUCAUCCCUCGUGGACCGUCUCAUUCCUGAGAUGGCACUUUCUACAGCAGGGAACCCUCUUACUGCUCCUGCUCCGCCGGCAGACAAUCUAUCAAAUGCUCAAAGAGCGGACUUCCGAUUCACCGUUCCAGGAAACGCGAUUAUAACCGGCGGCGCAGGAACACUCGCCCUCGAAGCCGCGCGCGCCCUCCUCGAACACGGCUGCAAAGGCAUCGCCCUCUGGGACCUAAACCCAGACCAAUCCUUCGACGCGAUCAAGGCCCUCCAUAGCAAGUUCCCGGACCGACGCAUCAUCGCCGAAGCCGUCGACGUGCGCGACGCCGAGCAAAUAAAAUCCGCCGUCGAGUCGACCGUGAAGGUCCUCGGACCCAUCAGCACAUUAUGCUGUUUCGCCGGCGUGGUCGGCUGCACACACGCCAUCGACAUGACGCCCGAGCAGUGGCGCCGCACGCACGACAUCAACCUGACGGGCAGCUUCCUCUGCGCGCAGGCUGUCGCGAGACAGAUGAUUGAGCAGAAGUCGGGGGGCAGCAUCGUGUUUACGGCGAGUAUCUCUGCGCAUCAUACCAAUUUCCCGCAGCCGCAGGUUGCGUAUAAUUCGUCGAAGACGGCGCUGCUGAGCUUGACGAAGAGUCUGGCGUGUGAGUGGACGGUGCAUGGGAUUAGGGUGAAUAGUAUUAGCCCCGGGUACAUGGAUACGAUCUUGAAUGAGGGGGAUGGUCUGGAGAGGGCGAGGACGAUUUGGAAUGAGAGAAAUCCUACGGGCCGGAUGGGCCAUCCUUGGGAACUUACUGGUCCCUUGAUUUUGCUUUGCAGUAAUGGUGGAAGGUAUAUUAACGGGACGGAUUUGAUUGUCGAUGGAGGGGCGAUGGCACUGUAACUGAAGGCCGUCACUCGGUCACGACGUAAUUAGAUGAACAAAAAGGUAUAAAAAUUGAAGACUAGCUGAUGUGCUAGUCACACAUUGGAUAUAAGAGUGCUGAUGUAGAAAGCCUGGUCUGUCGAGCAGGACUCAGCAUGAAUGACCGCCUCCGAUCCAUUAUAUACUC